AGUCUGGCACUCGUGUUUGGCACCCUAUCGAUUCGUAGUCAGUGUUCCAGUGACUCAAGUGGGAUGUGAAUCAUAGCGUGAGUCUUUCAGUGAUAACAGUUUUUCGUGGACAAGUUUGGAGUGAAAUACCUUCGCCAUGACAAAAGACAGACUUGCUGCCUUGAAGGCGGCCCAGAACGACGAUGACGACAUGGGGCCUGAUGACGUCACCGUCAACGUUGAAGGAAACGUCGGCUACAUGGACGACUUCUUCAACGAGGUGGAAGAGAUAAGGGAGAUGAUCGAGAAGAUACAGAGCAACGUGGAGGAGGUUAAAAAGAAGCACAGCGACAUCCUCUCUGCGCCCCAACCUGAUGAGAAGACGAAGCAAGAUCUCGACGAUAUGAUGACUGAUAUUAAGAAGACGGCAAACAGAGUCAGAGCCAAGCUAAAAGUGAUCGAGCAGAGCAUCGAGUCGGACGAGCACGUGAACAAAGCGAGCGCAGACCUGCGUAUCAAGAAGACGCAGCACUCGACGCUGAGUCGCAAGUUCGUGGAGGUCAUGACGGAGUAUAACCGCACCCAGACCGACUACAGGGAGCGCUGCAAGGGCAGGAUACAGCGGCAACUCGAGAUAACGGGACGCAACACGACCAGCGACGAGCUGGAGGACAUGCUGGAGCAGGGCAACCCUGCCGUCUUCACCGGUGAACUAAUGAACAGAAUUGAGAACCACGUAUUAGAGGCACAGGACUACGUGCUCACUGCCAAGCAGGACACCAAAAAAGCUAUCCGCUACCAGAACAAAGCAAGACGGAAGAAAAUUAUGAUCGUCGUUUGCGUAUCGAUUGUGGGCAUCAUUCUUUUAGCUGUGAUAAUCCAUCAGUUCGCGUGAGGUCUACCAACAUAAUGCCUGUUGAUGCUGUUGAGUUAAAUACCUUGUACAUAUUUGACCAGGCCUUGCCUAUCUCAAGGCUUCCAUAUACUUAAGCCAACCAUCGUAUCAUGCCUGAUGGCUCACCAUCUUUAGCCAUGUUAUGGCCACAUUGAAGCAUUGUUUUCUCUGUGUGAAUUGUUAUUAUGUGUUGGAUUUGAUGAAUCUAUUGCUUCUUGUGAAGGCCUGAUACGCGAGUCACAAUUAACCUUCCUUGUGCAUAUUUUGGGUCAAUGUGCGUGAUCGUGAGUUCUCAUUAUCCUCAUCUUGCCAAACCAUUUAUAGUUUUUGUAGUCGUUAUUGUGAAGAAAAUAUUAAGUAAACAUAACUGUUUACUUAAUUUUUAGUCGCUCCUGAGAUCCGCAAAGAUUAUCAUUUCUGAUACAAAUUUAUCCUAUUUGAUUGAAACGAUUUUUCCUACUAGUUCAGUGUGCAAGUUAUCAAGCCACGCCAUGUGCUUUAUAUUAUUUAGACUUACAGCGAACACUGCCAUUUUAUGUCUUUCUCUGUUGCUACUAUUUUAUGCUGACACUUUCCCCCUCCAAGUUCUGAUGUCCCGUGUAGGUUCUCCAGUUCUGAUGUCCCGUGCAGGUUUCUAGGUUUCUAAGUUCUGAUCUCCCGUGUAGGUUUCUAGGUUUCUAAGUUCUGGUGUCCCGUAUAGGUUUCUAAGUUCUGAUGUCCCGUGUAGGUUCUCCAGUUCUGAUGUCCCGUAUAGGUUCUCCAGUUCUGACGUCCCGUGUAGGUUUUCCAGUUCUGAUGUCCCGUAUAGGUUCUCCAGUUCUGAUGUCCCGUGUAGGUUUCCAAGUUCUGAUGUCCCGUGUAGGUUCUCCAGUUCUGAUGUCCCGUGUAGGUUCUCCAGUUCUGAUGUCCCGUGUAGAUUUUUGUGUUCU
This is a messenger RNA of Hyalella azteca, 1803 nucleotides long. Its product is annotated as syntaxin-1A. The record is from RefSeq and is a predicted model, not a curated record. Gene Ontology annotation, molecular function: SNARE binding; SNAP receptor activity. Lineage: Eukaryota; Metazoa; Arthropoda; Malacostraca; Amphipoda; Hyalellidae. Gene Ontology annotation, biological process: synaptic vesicle fusion to presynaptic active zone membrane; intracellular protein transport; exocytosis. Gene Ontology annotation, cellular component: synaptic vesicle; endomembrane system; plasma membrane.